Molecule: messenger RNA, 1227 nt
Organism: Moesziomyces aphidis
Lineage: Eukaryota; Fungi; Basidiomycota; Ustilaginomycetes; Ustilaginales; Ustilaginaceae
Source: the annotation of a GenBank genome assembly
AUGAACGUCGACGUCACCAUCAGCUCACACAUGGGCAAGCUCGCUGCUGGCCCUGACCGAAAAUCUCCGACAAGAUUUGCCGUAGUGAUGGCGGUGACUUCGACAAGCAAGUCCGCACGGCGGGACGAGUUUGUGCACCGGCUGCCCAAGAUUGAGCUCCACGCGCAUCUCAACGGCUCGAUCCGGCGGAGCACGCUCUGCGAGCUCGCGGCUGCCAGGGGCAUCGAUGCGGCCGCGGCCAUGCUGGACUCGCCCACGCCCCAGACGCUCAGCGAGGCGUUUGAUGUGUUUCGCGUGAUCCAUGCGUGCGUCACGACGCUGCAAGAUAUCGAGCGACUGGCGGUCGAACUCGCCUAUGAUCUCGACGACGACGGCGUGGUGUAUGCGGAGAUCCGCACUACUCCGCGCGCUCUGCCUGCCUCAUUGGCCGCACAAGAUGCCGGUACCCUGGAUGAGUAUGUCGAGGCUGUACUCCGAGGCUUUGAGCGAUACACAUGCGAGCAGAUGGGCGACAAAGUUGGUCUGCGUCUGAUUCUUUCGAUCGACCGUGCGAAGCACACGGCCUCGGACGCACAGGCGAUCGUCGACCUUGCGCUGCGCUUUCAGACCCGCGGCGUCGUCGGCAUGGACCUCUCCGGUGACCCGACCAAAGGCGAAUGGGCGAACUUUGAGCCUGCGCUGCAGCGGGCUCGCUUGCACGGGCUCAAGAUCACACUGCAUGCCGGUGAGGUGCGCGGGCGCGACGACGAGAUGGCCGCCAUGCUCGCUUUCCACCCGGACCGAUUUGGCCACUGCUGCUUUGUCAGCGCGUCCAACCUUGCACUGCUCAAGCAGUCCGGUGUGCCUAUCGAGUUGUGUCUGACGAGUAACUUGCUGUCCAACUCGACGCCGAGUCUGGAACGUCACCAUUUCCGCGACCACUACACACACGUCGAUUCGCAUGCAGAGCAAGAGGAGUGCACCGUGUGUUGCAUCUCGACCGACGAUAGCGGCGUGUUCAACAGUCCGCUGUCGAACGAGUUCCGCCUUGUGAUGCAGACGUUUGCGCUCGACCAACAGCAGGCUUUUCAUUUGGCCCGCCGCACUCUGCAAGCGACCUUCCUCACACGACCUCGGCUCGACUUUCCGAGCGAAGCGACGAACCAGCUCAUGCGCGAGGACGACCAGCUUCGCCGCAACAUCCUUGCGCGCUUCGCCGCAUUCCACCAGACAUGGCGGUGGAACUAA